This is a messenger RNA of Purpureocillium lilacinum, 1722 nucleotides long. RefSeq lists its product as uncharacterized. Lineage: Eukaryota; Fungi; Ascomycota; Sordariomycetes; Hypocreales; Ophiocordycipitaceae. The record is from RefSeq and is a predicted model, not a curated record.
AUGGCCGCCGCUGCAACCUACAAGCAGUUCCUCGCCAGCCCCAGCUCCUCGCUGCUGGCUGACAAGGCGACCCUGCACUAUAUCCCUACCACCACCACCUUCUCUGGCGCGACCGAAAUUAUCAAGCACCUGAACUCGCUCCAGAAGCAAGUCAAGAAGAAGAAGGAGGAGAUCCUCAAUGUCGUUGAUGGUGGUAGCCUCAUCGCCGUCGAGACGGACACUGGUCUCGAGUUCCAGACGAGUGGCGGGGCCUACCUCCCUGGCCUCGACGACAACUUCGUCACAGACCGCGUGGCCUAUCUGCCCAUUAUCCACAUCGUGACCUUUGGCGACGAUGGCAAGAUCACGCAGAUCCGCCAGCAGUGGGACCAGGGCGCCCUCCUGAAGCAGAUUGAGAUCAUUGGCAAGAUGGGCCGCAACUGGCCCAUCAAGGAUAGCAGGGAGCAAAUCGCCAUGAUCCAAUCGUGCCUCAAAGCUUCUGGCAAGGUCUCCGCUUCCGCCCCCCAGAGUCACAACGACGUUGUCGUUCGUACCCGCGGCAACUCCAACAACGCCCUUCGAGACCCCCAUGCCUCACUCCAGCUUUUCGGCAACCGCGAAGAGCUCGAAGCCGUCGAGGCCGCUUCCGUCGUGUCGCCUUAUGCGGGCAACAGACCCCGGCAGCGCGGCUUCACCGAGAUCUUGGGCGACGAGCCUCACGAUGACGAGGACGAGCACCGCCAGCGAUCCAUGUCGCCCACCAAGGUUGGCGGCGGCAAGAACUUCCAGCCAAUGCGCAUCUUCGACGGCCAGGAGCAUCGCGAGGAGGAGGAGGAGGAGGAGUCCCCCAAGAGGGGUAGCACAUACAUCCGACCCAACCCUCGCAAGUACGAGCACUUUGACUUUGCGGAUGGAUCCGACCCGCAGGACCACCCUGAGCGCGGCGUGUCACAAGAGGAGCGGCCCAGGUCCAAGCAUGACAGCCAGUGGUCCUUCAACGACUUUGUCACUCCCCACAAGCCCAAGCCUACCAAGACGUACCGCCACCAGGAUGAACGCCACUGGGACACUGAGGCCAAGAACGACGACGAGGCGGGCAAGCCGGCGGGCAAGGGCCGCCGGGACGCCGAGACGCACUUCGAGCUUCAGGAUGACGGCGAGCGCCUGCCGCACCAGGACCGCCCCGGCACCAGGCCUCGCGGCGCCAUGCACAACGAAGGACUUGGCCUGUACAAGAACAAGCUCUUCGACCAGGAGGCGGCCACUCCAGGUCCCAAGCGCGCCUUGGGCAACAUCACCAACCUCAAGGACCGCACCAAGGACUUCGAUGCCCACUUCGCCAUGACGGACGACUCGCCGGCGCCGGCGCCUCAUCGGUCCCAGAACGUCCCCGAGGCCCGUAUGAAGGCGGUGAAGAUGAUGGACGCGAACUGGGCCGCCUACGACAAGUCGCCCACCUCGCAGAAAGAGAACCAGCCACAGGCCAAGACUCAGGAAGACACCAAGAUUCAUAUUGCCGGUGACGGCAUGGGUGGCAAGAAGGGCACGGACCGAGACUGGCUCUAUGGUGGGGCGGCCGAGGAGAAGGAGCGCAUCCACAUCGCAGGCGACGGCAUGGGCGGCAAGAAGGGCACGGACCGGAACUGGCUCUACGGCGGCAACGCGGAGGAAGAGCUUCCCAAGCCCGCGCCGUCGCGGAAAGGCAACGCGGCUGCCUCGCAGAAGAGCUUCUGGGACUUUUGA